Messenger RNA from Bemisia tabaci, 13728 nucleotides. RefSeq names its product Calmodulin-binding transcription activator (gene Camta). Gene Ontology annotation, biological process: regulation of transcription by RNA polymerase II. Lineage: Eukaryota; Metazoa; Arthropoda; Insecta; Hemiptera; Aleyrodidae. Gene Ontology annotation, molecular function: double-stranded DNA binding; protein binding; transcription coregulator activity. Gene Ontology annotation, cellular component: nucleus. The record is from RefSeq and is a predicted model, not a curated record.
UCAUUUACCUGUUUUUCUUGUGUUUCUGAUACUGAUAACUGGCGUGCCGUGUUUCGUGCAAGUAUCGUGUUUAUUCGCUUUGAAUUUGUAAUUUUAUCAUCAAAUCCGAAUGUUUUGUAUGGCGAUCGGUAUCGCAAGAUUCGUGCUAGUUAUUUGAAAGUUUAGUGUCCUGUGUUUCGUGAACUGGAAAGUUGGUUAUAAUUCAUGGUUUGGGAUGUUAUGGAUCUGGAUCUGACGAGGCACCAAAGUUUUGGUCCUGCGAUGACUCGAGGCAGAAUGAGCAACCACCGUUCAUUUUAGUUUAUGGCGGUGCCUCCUUGCCUAAGGCUGAACUUAAAAAUCCGCGUACCUGAGAGCGCAGAUCCGCAAGCAGCCAAGGCGCCCGCGCAGGGUCCGAGCCCAAAUGGAAGGUGCGAGAACCUCGAGCGACUCCUCGUCAAAGCGCUCAUCGACAAGGGCAUCAUCCGCGUGAACAGCGUCGCGUCGAUCCGCGUCGCGAGCAAGGACCCGAAGGCGGACGACCCCGCGGUCGGCACGAUUGCCCAAGCGCAGCGGCAAAGCGGGAAUGGGAGCGAGGCGGGCGAGAAGCUCUGCCUGACGUUCGUCGAGAACGGGACGAACCAGAUCUGCAUCAUCCCGGUGACCGAGCUCAACCAGGUGCUCGUCGGCGAGAAUGCCGUCUACGCCCUCGUCAACGGCGCCGAGGCCGGGGAGAGCGAGGGGGCGCCGCCGCCGGGCGGCGGCGACGACGUGCCCAUGCCGAGCCACCCCGAGGUCGAGACCGCGCCUCCCGGGCAGAGCAUGGUCGCGACCGGGCCCGCCGACCCGCCCUUCGCCGAUCAGAACACUCCAGCGGCCGCCUCCGCCGAGAAAACCAACAGAAUUGCUGAUGGCGAACCAAUCAAGUUGCCGGAAAACCUGGAAAGUCUUCCGAGAGCAGAGCAUUUUCCAAUUCAACGACAUCGAUGGAACACCAAUGAGGAAAUCGCCGGGAUUUUAAUUAGUUUUGAACGACAUGCUGAGUGGCAGUCUAAAGAAGUCAAAAUUAGGCCCAAGAGUGGCUCAAUGCUACUGUACAGCCGCAAAAAAGUGCGGUACAGGAGGGAUGGCUACUGCUGGAAGAAACGCAAGGAUGGGAAAACCACCCGAGAAGAUCAUAUGAAGCUCAAAGUUCAGGGAACAGAGUGCAUAUAUGGAUGCUACGUUCACUCAGCCAUCCUCCCCACGUUUCAUCGAAGGUGCUACUGGCUGCUUCAGAAUCCAGACAUAGUUUUGGUGCACUACUUGAACGUCCCUUACCCGGACGACAGCAAGCUGGGGGCCGUGGUGACGCCGAGCCUGGCUUUGUGGGCCGACAAGAAGGAGUGGACCAAAGAGGAGCUAGUCUCUCAGCUUCGUCCCAUGUGUGAGUCCCCGCCAAUCCACUCCGUUUACAGUGAAGAUGAGCCCGAUCUGAAUAAUGAAUUGGAAAUUUCGACAGCAGAAACUGUUGAGGCCAUCGUAGGGCAGCUGAUGGAAAAACAACGAUCCGCAAAAGCUGCAGCUGUUACUAAAACACUUGAGUGCGGGUGUCCAGACUCAACAUGUGCAGAUGGUAAUGCAUGUGCUCAUCCCCUUCGGCGCAUCUCUGCUGCGAAACCAGACAGCAGUAACAUGGUCUCUUCAACAACCGGAAGCUCUGUGCUUGCUCCUAUCCCUAGACAACACCAAAAUAGCGAUGCUGAAGAACAUGGCAAUGACAUAUUUACAAUCAACGCCCAAAGCGCAAACCAGCAAAGCAUUGGGAACUCAAGUGGACCUUUAGUUCUGAGUUUAUCGCAGCUCUCAGGUUCCACAGGUAGUUUACUGAUCUUGAAUGAUGCAUCCACUGCAGCGGCAAGUAAACUACUAGGAAACAACAAUCUUCGUCAUUCAGAUCAAACACCAAACAUAGGCUCAUCCUUUAUUACAUCUAGCCAGCAACAACAGCAGCAGCAACAACAACAGCAACAACAACAGCAGCAGCAACAACAGCAACAACACCAGCAACAGCCACAGCAGCAACAGCAACAACAGCAGCAGCAGCAACAACAACAACAGCAGCAGCAGCAGCAUCAACACCAGCAACAACACCAAAGGUCUCUUCAUAACCGGAGGAAUGAUCGGCGGUUGCUUUCAUCGCAUAACUUGAUUUUGAAACAAGAAAACAUGGAGCUAAUGACAAGUAAUUCUUGUCAAGUUACUUGCAGUCAUCCAAACGAAGGCACAGACUCAGGGGUCAGUCUCAGCGCCCCAUCAACCAACAUGAAUAUAGUCAAUAACAAUAAACCAGCUUUGAAUACAAGGGUUGAAGUUGAGCAACUAGCAGAUAAGAUGGAUGCCACGAACAGCAAUAAUCUCCUACCCAAACCUAGCUUUGAAUCUUUCCCUAAACAACGUAAAGGACAAAAAGUUUCUGGGGAAGGAGAGAAAGGAAUUGAUUUAUCUUUGCUGGAUAUGAAGGAGUUCGGCAUGUCGUAUGACAAAGACACUGCAAAUAUGCGAAACAAUUUUUUUACUUUAGGCUUGUCUCAUGAUGAGAUUCAACAAACAUUAUCUGCUAAUUUACCUCUCUGUGAUAAUAGGUUUAGUAAUGCAGGUCAAAAAAUUCUUGGUGAUGAUGAUGUGUUGAUUAACUCUAUGGACUUUAUUGAUGUUGCCGUCUCUGAUGAUGAUGUGCUAGUCAAUCUGGAUGCAUUUGAUAUGCUGGGAGAUUUCCCGGAAUUGGAAAUUUUAGACUCCAACAAUCAUGAUUCAAUUGUGGAUGGAAGUAACAGCAAUAAGAGCGAUGGUCAGAUUUCCAUGCAAACCACACCAAGCACCGGCAAAAGUCAAGAGCAAUCAUCUGCAAAGCAGUUCAGACAAGGCAGUCUAAAUAUCUCGGAUUUUUCUCCUGACUGGGCCUACCCGGAGGGUGGCAUCAAAGUGUUAGUCACCGGACCAUGGCACUCAGCAUCUGCCAAUUACACAGUUUUGUUUGAUUCUACGCCUGUACCAACCACUUUAGUUCAAAUGGGAGUCUUGCGCUGUUAUUGCCCAGCCCACGAAGUUGGAAUAGCAUCAUUACAAGUUGCUUGUAAUGGGUUUGUGAUCUCCAAUUCAGUGAUGUUUGAAUAUAAAACAUCGCCAUCAGAGGCAGAGACCGCCCAAAGUGAGGAACGAUACUCAGGUGGCUCAAACGCAGACAGGCAUCGAAGCUGGUCAGCUGAGAAUGACUACGAAAAUGACAAUCUCCUUAGGUUUACGCUCAUGCAACGACUUGAGGCUGUGGACGCUCAGCUACAAAUUAAACAAGAACCUGAUACUGGCUCUGAUCAGGCCUUACGACUACUGAGUCGACGUGAUUUUGAAGAGCAGUUAGUAUCAUAUUGUCAAGGACUAAGUACACGAGAAUGGUGUGAGACUGCCCACUCAAUCACUAGCAGAUGGUGCCCAACACAUUACGGGAUGACACUCCUCCACAUUGCAGCAGCGCUUGGCUAUUCAAGACUUGUUUGUGCAAUGUUACACUGGAGAGCGGAAAAUUCAUCCACUAUACUAGACUCGGAGGUCGACGCUUUGUGUCAAGAUGAUAAAGGAUUCACUCCUCUUACAUGGGCUUGUGCUAAAGGUCACCGCGAUACUGCUCUCCUUUUAUAUCAAUGGAAUAGCUCUGCUUUAUCAAUCAUGAAUGUGUAUGCGCAGUCACCACUGGAUGUUGCCAGACUUAACUCUCAUAUACAUUUAGCCAGUGAAGUUGAAAGGCUUGAGGAUGCAAGGAAAAAGAAUAUGAGCACAGACAACGGUUCCCCGUCUAAUUUGGCAGGUGAUGUAUCAACCACAAACCUCUUAACAAACAUUGAUAGUAAUUUGAUGAGCAAUAAAGAUGAGGGGGUGUUCCUUCGGCCUGAUGCUGCAUCAAGGAAUGUGUGUGGAAUGGAAAAAUACAAAGUGCUCAGUGUGGAACUUCAUGUCAACAUUCCAAAUCUGACAGAAACGAGUGAAACCUCACAGUCUACGGAUCCAGGUGGCACUGCAAGUAUACUCAGUACAAACAACAGAUCUCAACCGUCAUCGCGGUAUCUAAUCAAAACAGCAGCAGCAGAAAACAUUACUUUUUUUCAAUCCUCAUCAGCAGAGAGUCUCAUUGCCGCUGCAUCACCUGUUAAUAAAUCAAACGUAAAUUCUUUGUCCUGUAACUUUGAUGCUCGGAAGUUCUCAAGUUAUCGCCUAGAUCGAAGUAUGUCUCUCCCUCUCAACUCUCCAAUGUCAGAUUCAACAUUUGACUCUGGAAUAUCCUUGGACAUCUCCCAUGACACUCAUCAGCUGCCGGACCGUGAGAUGGAUUUUGCACUUUGCCAAGUUGCUUUCAAGUCAAGUUCUCAAACCCUGAGUCCACCCAUGCUGGAUGUCGGUGCUUCAACGAGUUUUUCUGAGACAUCUGAGAAUGUUGGGGAGCAAGAAGUACGAGUCUUAACACUAGCUGAGCAAAUCAUUGCUGCCAUACCUGAUCGUAUUAAGAUUGAAAGUGACAGUGAAGAGAUGGAUUCACUGGUUUCUUUGGAAUCUCCCCUGCCACCCCCAUCAUCAUCUGCAUCUUCAUGCUGUUUUGACUCCGCCUCUCCUGAUUUUAGUUUCGAGCCCUGUGACAACAACUAUAGGCACUAUGACGUGGCUACUCCAGGCUCCAGUCUAAGUCCCGCAUCCUCGAGCUGUUUACAAUCCCCUGCUCCAUUCCCACUCCCUGACUCGCCAUCACCCCCACCUACUACAGCAGAUUUCUGUGAAUUUUUCCAAGCUUCAUCAAACAACAGCCUAUUCUUUGAAAAAGAUUUCUCCAAUUUAACUUUGUCAGAUCGAGAGCAAAGGGAACUGUAUGAGGCAGCAAAAAUAAUUCAGAAAGCAUACAGAUCUUACAAAGGUAGAAAAAAAUUGGAGGAGCAAGACAAGGAGAGGACAGCAGCUGUCCUCAUUCAAAAUUAUUACCGACGGUACAAACAAUACGCUUACUUUAAGCAAGCAACUCAUGCGGCAAUGGUAAUUCAACAUGGCUAUCGUUCCUACUGCGAGAACAAAAGAUUCAAGAAAAAUUAUCACAACAGCAAUUCAUCAUCCCCUUCCAGUAGUUUAAAACGAACCCAUUCUCAAAGGAGACAACACCAAGCAGCCAGGCAAAUUCAGCAAUUUAUGCGGCAGUCUAAAAAUAACGUUUGGGAAACCGGUGCUGAAACAGUGGUUACAGAAAGAGCGUGCCUCAGCCGGCGAAAGAGAGAGGCAAGUCGACCAAUGUCUGGAUGUCCGCCUAAACUUGCUCAGUUCUCAGUCCAUCGAUCCAAAUAAAUGAACACAUCAGAUGCGGAAGGACUUAUUUUGGACAUCUAAACAGAAAGAUUUCUUCCAUUUAUUUGCCAACGAAAGAAAUUUUAACUCUCGUUUCCUCACUUUAGAGUGAGUUUAAUACUGCUCACCUUGGACAAUCUCUGCAGUUUUGAACGGACCACAGUGAAAACAAUCUAUUCGACUGUGGGAAAGAGUAUUUUUUUCCUUCAAAUGAACUGUUAAUCUCUAAUCAUAAUGUUAACUUUUUGUAAGAUAGUUGCACCAAAAUCCAGCAUUAAAAAAGUUCCCUCUUUUCCAGUGGUGAGGCGUGAAUGAUCGAUGAUUGAUUAUCAAUAUUUCCCCAUUUGAAGCCAUGGUAAAGAAUCGAUUAUUUAGGUGUUCAUUGCCAACACCCUAUUUAUUGAUCCUUUUUCAUUUCUUUAAAUGGCAGAUCAAUCGAUAUAUUGCAAAGCACGCCACACCACUGCUCUUUUCUAGUUUUGAAGAUUAUCGUCAAAAUCAGCAAUUUAAGUGCGUAAUAGCAUAAAGGAAUUUAUCUGAGCAAACGGUGAGGAGGUAUUGGCUGUAGAAGGAUGGAAGCUAAAUUGUACGACUGUACCUAUUUCUUCCUUGGAUGUGGCGCAUUCUGGGAAAAUUGCCCCCAUCUUCUAAGAGACCUUAAAUUAUUACUAAUGCGUUGAAGAGUUAAUACUUUGCACCCACACAUCAAGAUUGCUCCGCAAUUUGAAUAUUGAACAACAUUGUAGUGACUUCAAAUUUCAGAAUGGCUACCUGAAAGGCCAGUAAUUAGGAAAUACAUCUUCACUCCAUUCAGCGAUGCUAUGUUGAGCAUAUCAUUUACACCUGCAUCCUGUAACAUAUUAGAUAGGAGUUAGCUUAAAAAGCUAAACAGGGAUCAUUUUGAACUACUCAUAUUUUAUCUGGCAAUUAGUUUGCUGUUUUUCUGAAAAGUGUGACUUACAGCUAUUUUAUUCAACUCAAGUGAGGUCUCCCUAGUAGUAAGGUCCAUGAAGAGUAGGAUUUUGCCACUUAGAGGACCAUGGCAUGAAGACGUGCAGUGGAUACUUCAUUUGGAAAGGGAAGAUACUCAAAAUGAUAUGAAUUAAAUUUCCUUUUCUUCCUUGAAAUACGAGGCAAUUUAGGCAUGUCUUUCUAAAAUAUGGAUAUUAUGGAUCAUAAUAAUUUCACAAGUGGUUUAAGAUAAGCAAAAGAUGAUCAGGAUCCAUAGAAACAAGUUGAAAGUUAUGGAAAGUCGUUUCUUUUUGGUUCAUUAUUGCAACUAAUGUUGUUCGCUGGACCGCAAGGGCUCCAAAAUUGAGCUCUACUGGCUAAAUGCUCGCUUCAUGGACUUGAAUCAGGUCACUUCGCUUGGAGAACAGUCAGAAACCUCUCUGCUUUCCUUUUGCAUCAGUGGCUGAUUUAGGGGAGGAAAAAGAUGAUCUUCCCUAGUUCCUUCCUCCAUUAAAAUGCUGCACUUCCAUUUUUUCUUGUUUUUUUUUUUUUUUUGGCUGUGUUAAAAUAUUUUCAAAUGAAAGUACAUAUUAUAUUUUCAAAAAAGUUUUAUCACACCAUUAUAAAAUAGAAUGUGAACCUUUAAUAUUUUCUUUCACAUACUUUUAGGGUCAGAAGUUUGUUAAGAAUUUUAAUGGCUAAACUCAGAAGCCGCGUUACUCAGUGGUAGUUUUUCAAAAAUUUUGUUCUCAUUUAAUUUUUUAUAACCAAAAACCAGCCUCGAUUAAAAUUUUUGGAAAUUUUCACAGAAUAUUCUUUAGAAAAUAAAAAUUAUAAAAAAUUCUAAGAAACCACACUCGUCAGUUUUUUUACUAAAAGAAAUGUGGUAUAUCAAGAAGAUUGCAACAAUGCAAACCCAGAAACGCUGUAUCUGAGUUAAGCCACAGAUCUAAUUUGCAUUUUUAAAAAAUAAAUGAUUACAUAUGCUUUUUUCACAGUUAGGUAUUUGGCUUUUGCUUUAGUAAGUGAAACUUAUAUAGUUAACCAAUCUGGGUCUUAUAGUUCACAGAAUUUUGAGGAUAGUAUGUGAUCAAAUAUUUUGGAUUUGCAGCAAACGCUGCUGUUUCUAGCUAUAUCUACUCACAGUUUGUCUUAAUUUACUGACACUGUUUACUUUAUUUUUUGCAUCGUUCCUUCUCCAUACUUUUUGACGCUUACUCAAAGAAGUUACCUUUUUCAAUGGAAAGCUCAUUGCAAAAUCAUGAUUCUUUGCCCUACCUGAUGUUUUCAAAAUUUAGAAAAUAGGUAAGACGCGAUUCAAUGCAUUUGCAUCCGAUAGUUCAAGCUCCAGAAAAUUUGGCAAGGAGAGCAACAGCAAGUAGAUUGCAGAAAGUUCAAAUAUUUGAACUUCACUGUAGCCUCGGAACACGAGAAACUGUGCAUAAAGAUGAGAAGACUAUUGAUUUUUUUUUUUUUAUUUCUGUGCGUACUUUAUUUCAAAGUAAGCACUUUUUUUUAUUAUUCUCGCAACUCUCAGCAACUCACUAACCUAUACCAAAUGCAGAUAUCAAAUUUUAAACACUAAGACAUCUAACUGCCCUACUUUCCAGCAGAAUUUCUUGGGGCCUGAAAUUUUAGGUGGACAUAAUGCUUGAUUGUAAUUCUAGUUUCAGAAAAUUUUAAAAAAAAUAUGAAAACUAAGGAUUUUGCAAUGAGCUCACUACGUUUUCACUUGUUUUUGUUGACUUUUAUCUUAUUACGCACCCAGUGUGAUACAACUCUUGGAAAACAAUUUUGUCCACCGACUAUCCUAAGAAGCAUUUUUUUUGUAAAAUGCAUGUGGUGCAACAUUGAUUUGUUUGAGCUAAAAUUUGACUGAUUCAAUAUUUUUGCAAAUUUUUGUCAAAUUAUGUCUACUUUCAACUAAGAAUUUGCAGAACAGAAUAGAAGGCCUAAAAUAGUCAUAAUCAUGAAUUAAUAUUGCUCAUUCCUGGUUUAAUAGACGCAAAGAAUUGCUAUUCUGUGGAGAUUUCAUUCUCCUGGUUCAAGAAUGCUAACAGAUAUGAUUCAAAAGGGUGGCUCCAAUGAACACUGAUUAAACAUGGGAAACUGAUCUUCAAGGGUUUUUUUGGUCUUAUUCCUAAAAUUUGAUCCAUUUGACCAAAAAAGACUCCGUGCGAAGUUUCAGUCAAUUUCAGUCUCUGUUCCUCGAGCUCAAAAUGUUUGUAAAAAACCGCAUUUCGUAAUUUCUACUGGUUUAUCUGGAUCAAUUUGACUGAAAUUUGGCACAGGGUCUUUUUUUAUUGAAUAAAUCAAGUUCAGGAGGUAGGUAAACCGAAAAAAAAUUUGACAAUGCUCGAAUUGGGCCACCUUAACUCCUCCUGCAGGCUAAUUGUUGAAAUUGGUAGACAAGACAAUAGACAAAGAAGACAAAAAGGAUGUGGAGGGAUCCUAUUGGUGUAAGAGGGUGGUUGCAAUGGAUCUAAGAGGUAGGUAAUAGAUUAACUAACGGCAACCCACAGGAGACCCUAUAGUUAAUUGGUCCAUAAUUUUCUCUCUCAGUCUAUAAGAACCACUCAUUUCAACCAAUAGGAUCACUCCAACUCCUCAUGUCCUCUGUGUCUAUAAUUUGUCUAUCAAUUUUGACAAUCAGCCAGCAGCAUUAGACUACUGAGUGUAUGACAUGUGACUGUUCACAGGAAGAGGGUUUUUGGAAUACGGAGUCCAAAUUUUCGGGUGAAUGAUUUUUGUUACGUUGUAUUGAUAAAAUUAGGAUUAUAGUAAUUCAGUUACAAUUUUUUUUAGUUCAUUUUCUUAGUACUAUUGAGAGUUGAGUUGCGCCGUAAUCUGACAUUUAAAAACUACAAUCCUGGAUGAAUUGAAAUUUCCCGAGUGUUUCUCAUUCAAAACCACAUUAUCGGACUAAGUACAAAUUCAGGCUGCUUUAUCUCCGGUUUGGUUCAACUUUUUUGGGCAUUUUUGGUGCCUAAAUGUUUGUCAAUGUUCCUAUAAUGUUAAACACUAGGUAUUUCUUGUGUUAACACAGUGGUAUCAAUAUUUCCUUUUUAAGUUGUCCAGUACUUUUCCUGUGUACACUGUACAGUCACAUAAGUAGGGACAGUUUUCAAGACCAUAGACAGAGGAAAACGAAUUUGCCCCAACUCUGAAAUCAAUCUGUAUUCUAUCCAUACUUUUAGAAGUCUUAACCACAAUUAGUCUUAAUUAUUGGAAGUUUAAUCUACCAUAAUUCUGUUUGCUUUUCCCUAAAAACUAAUGUAUUUCCCUCUCAUCCUAUUUGUAACUAACGAUCCACCAAAUACUGCCUGGCUGUGCUUUGUAAAGAAAAUACAUUAGGGAGUGGCCAGAGAUUUAUACCAAUUGAUACGAGGCUAAUGUAAAGAGAACUAAAAACUGGGAAUGUGCAAAAUCAUUACAACUGUCAUACGUAAAACAUUUUAGCAUGUUUUUUCUAGAAAGUUCGGCAACAUGAACAGUCCUAUUGGGUUAAAAUUUUAGUUCUUUUUGCAUUAGCAUGUGAAGUACUCCUGAAAAUUGUAAAUUCAUCAUAUUGUAAUUAGUGGCAUCAUCAGAUGACAAGCAAGAUGACAACAAUAUCUCAACUGGCUACCGCCACUCCUCCUGUAUUUUUUCCAUGACUGUCCUUACAUUUCAGUUCUUGAAGUUUAAGUCGCCCAGGGUAGAAUAGAGAGGCUUCAGCUCUCAGCCGUACUGUGCUACUUUUGGCAAUUUUGAACAAUGACUUUUAAAUUGAAAAUACAAAAAUCUUUGGUGGUUCCCAAAAUGGGAGAUGAAUUGUCAACAUAAUAUUAAGUGAGGUUUGAAGACGGUUCAAGUAUUGAUUUAGUUGUGAUCCAAACUCACUGUGUGAUUUUUUCAUUUUUCAGCAAUUCAUUCAUUUCAAUUUAUUGAAUGAAUUGCUGAAAAAUGAAAUAAUCCAUUCAUGAUUCAUUAUAGUGGGUACUGAAAGUUCUCGUUCGAAAUCUGUUGCAUUCAAGAAUUCAUAAAGAACAUCAGAUCUAUAAUCAUCAAUUAGUAGGAGUCAAAUCACAUGGUAAAAUUGUCCAUCUCUUUUUCAAAACUUUGAAUCUCCAUCGUUGAAGUAAAUGACAGGUUUUUAUCUCAAAAUUUUAAUAGGCUGGCGCUCUGAGCAAGGGAAUUUGUUUGUAGAAAUUUAGAAACAGAAGUCUCAUUGUUGGGUGUAAAGUCAAUCGUGAAGGUGUUUAAAAUAGACUGGACACAUAUUGUGUUUUUUAAGAAAAAAAGGAGGUAUUUAUGUUACAAAUCUUUUAUGGGAAUUGUCUAUCGGUUGAAUUUGAUGCAUUGUGAACUUGUCUUAUUUAUUGUUACCUUCAAUAAGUAUUUGUAAGCACUUAGGGAUUCUGUGUACUGUUCUCAAGAUUUUAGUCACCGAAUAUAUGUAAAAAUCAAGUCACACAUUGACUAAGUUUGGCGUUAAUACAGCUCAAUCAAAGAAGUUCUUGGUCUCGCUUUUAAGGAAGUCUAAUUUCUACACAAUGGAUGACGUUUAUCCUACACAACGGAAAUUUUUCAGAGAAAAUAGUUCUAACCUCGCCAAUCCAAAGGCUCUCCUCCUUUUGUCACUAGCCUAAUAGGUACUCACAGAUGACAGUAGGACUCAAGUUUUGGCUCAUUUUAAUUACAAUCCAUGUGCCAUUAGGUCCCCUUUGCAGAUAGGUGUUCCUUUGAACAAGCCUAAAAUAGUUCCUUUUUAGUAGUUGCAGUCUAACUUGCUAAGAAUCAUUCAACGAAUUGUUUUGAUUUUUCUGUCCAUGCGUUUUUUUUUUCUAGUCACAUUUACACAACGCAAGCAGUGCAUAACCUGAUUUUUGCCGAUAUUCAGGAGCAAAUACCUUGAAAACAGCUUAUGUAAUCCUUAAGUGCCAGUUAAACUUAGGUUCAGGAUGAUUGAACAUGUAAAAUAUUCAAGUUUUUCUAAUUUGUCCAACAGGUGAUUUUGAUAAGAGGUCGCCAAUCUCCUGCAUAUGAUUUUGAUCUUGUUUAUGGAAAUAGUUCUUAGGGUAUCAAAAGCUCUAAUAAGAUGUUUGAUAAACAUACCUCGCUGGGAGGAGGUGUGUAGUGGCUUCUGCCAUGGUUUGGUUGAUCUGUUCGCUGCAGGUCUUCCACCAGGCGGAGAUGCUUGUUAUGAGACAAAAUCCAAAGAAACGGAGUAAGCAUCAUCGGAGUAUGCAUAUCAUCGGUAACAGGGCAGAUUUUUGUUAUAAGUGACACCAUAGUUUGUUCAUGAUUUAUUCGACAGUGACUGCAUAGUGUGGAAACGUAUCAGGACUACUCUGAACUAGAGGUAUUCUCUCUCCACUCUUUACUCUGAAUUAAAAACCGAAGUCUCCUUUAGCAAGAUCGUAACUGUUAAAAAUUGAGUGAGUAACUUCUCCAUCAACUAGGUCAAAAUACUUCUAAGCAUCAACUCCAAGAAAUUUUCUCAGAGUAUUUUAGACUUCGUUUUUACAACCUUUAGUAAUUUUCAUAGAGGUCAUCACAUAAGUAAAUUUCCCUAAUACUAUUGCAUUGUGUGAUCUGUGUCGCAUGGGUUUGAUGACGGGUUUAGCAACUUAAAUGAGUUCAACAAAAAUAAAAUUGGUAAGGGAAGCCUGAAUUUAUCUUUUUUGAGAAUAUCCAAGUUUACAAAAUUUCAAUUUUAUCUCGUCCCAGCCGAUGAUUCUCCCUCUAGGGUAGACUUCGGCACUAUCCGGGCAGAUAUGCAGCCGUGAGUUUGGUUUAGUUGGUCGGCUCGACCUCGGUCCCCGAUCUCCCUAGCCAGCUCCUGAUCAGAGCCUUUUCUAAUUUCCAGAGCCAAAACCAACAUAUGAUAGUUUAAUCGACUAGAUGACCAUCUGGCCGAAACCCACCCCAUGUUGGGGUGGUAGUGCGAAACAGAUGGGAAUCGAAAUCCCCGACUUUGGUUUUACCACAGCCGGUGGAGCAAGUAGCUUAAAUUGUCAUAUCUUCGAGAAGAUUCGCCACUUUUUCUCCCGGUAGAACUACAAAAAAAAAAAAAAAAAAAAAAUUUUAUCUCAUCAAGUUGUUACAACAGUAGCUAUUUUCAGAGUUAGCAAAUUCUCAACCGAAGUUUAAAGAGUCCCAUUUUGCAAAGUUAUAUUGUGCCUAAAAUCAAAGUAAAAUUUCAUGGAGCAACUAAGAGGUCAAAUUUCAGAAACCAGGGCUGUAAUUUUAAGAUGCACCUUGGAGUUUCCUUGAGAAUACCUUAUGUGCAUUGCCUUAUACUAAGGCAAUUUGAAUAAAGAGACCUUGAGUCAAGGAUGUUAUAAGGCGCGUUUUUGAAGUCAGCCUUAAAUUUUGUUGCAAAACUGAGAAUAUUAUCUUCAUAUUAGUGUUGUCAAAUUUAUCUCAAUACCCUAACAACUGAAAGAAAUCACCCCCUUUUGUUCGGUCAGAAGUUCCAGGCUUGACUCUCCUACAGUGUCCAAGCUGCUACAAACUUUUAAUGACAAAAAAAUAGAAGAAGGUACAUACAUUAAUUGCACAGUUUUUUUGCUGGCAGUAGGCUAACCUUAUGUAAGGAUAAGCGAUUUUUUACCUCAGACAUCAGCUGCUUGAGGCAUAGCAAAAGAACAUAUUUCUGUCAAACGGAACUAUGUGCAUUAAGACGUGAGCCCUGAGACCCAUAAGAAUGUACGCAUAACAGGGCUCACGCCGUAAAGCACAUAUGUAGUUCCUUUAGGCAGAAAUACGUCCAAAUAUCCCCUUUAUUCAAUGCUCAUCAUGACUCUCCUCAAAAUUUGAAUGUGAGGUUGAAGUACCUAACAACCAAUAAAUUAGGAGAAAAAUAGUUGGGAAACUUACUUAUGGGAAGACUCUUCGAUUAAAAAUCAAUUGAACAUAACUGUAACUAUGCUUAUUAUGAUUGUAAAGAAUGAAGGUUCCUAUUCUACAAAUGCAAUCAAAGAAUAUUGAAAAGAAGAUUAGAAAAGUUGUUAAAUGAUUAGUAAAAAUGUGAUAUUAUCUUCUCUAUUUUUCAGUUAUUUAUUUAUUUAUGUUUCAUUUAUUUUCUCUUUCUUUAUUUUUAGUUGUUAAACUUUUUGAGCCAUUAUGAAAGGUUUGACAUCAAGUUAUUUUGUAAAUUUGCAUUUAUGUAAUUGUGUUGUAUUAUAAAGGCAAUUAAGGCGGCCAGAAGUAAUAAUUCAACUUAAUUUCACUUAAACUUUUUCCACCAUUGGGCGAGUGUUCUUCAACCAUGUAAAUAUAAAAAUUUUGAUUAUGUAAAGUGUAAAAAUUAGGCUUAUAAAUUGCAAACUUUUAAAAUGUACAAAGUUUUUUUAAGAGUUAUUUAAAGUUAUCAUUCCACCUUGUAUCUCUUUGAAAUGCAUGUAGAUCUAUCUUUUGAUCAUGCUUCAAAAUAUAGUUGCUUUUGAGUUUAAA